CCAGACCCACGUGGCUUUGCUGCAGCCAUGGGCAGUGGUGAUUUGCUUCCUGACCUGAGGGAUGGGAAAGCCCUGGCAUUGACAGUGGGCUGGAGCAGGGCCUGUUCCUCCAUCCUGGGAUGCAGCGCUGCCUGCUGGAGAUGGAGCUGUGUCAUUUUUGGAUGCUCAGUAACACAGGGAAUGUGUCAUUUUUCUACUUGUCUGGCAUGUUUAAAUUCCAUCAAAGAACAAAAAGCAAUCCUAAAGGGUUCCUAAAGCCACAUGUGGAGGUGUCCUGCUCAGGAAUGGUUGCAGUGCUGAAGGGAUGGUGAGAGGAGACAAGCCUGGCCCUAAUGCCAAUGAGUGGAUGGACAGCAGGAGCUCAUGGACCAAAUCAGCUGGAAGCAGCUGGCUCAGUGUAGCUGAAGGCUGUGAGGUCUCACAUUGCUCCAGUGCUGGAGCUGCAGCUGGAUCAGGCUGUGGAAAAAGCACAGACAUUGAGAAACAGGAGGAGCAGCAAGGGCAGGGUAGUGUGAAGCCUAGGCAGGGAUAUCCUGCUUUUUCUCCUUCAUCUUCAGGACUGUGAGUGUGAGGAGCAAGAAGGAAUGACUUCUCCAGGCUUAUUUUGGCUUUAGUUUUGAUUUUGGGUGGAUUUGCAGGAGGACACCAAGACUGCUGAGGAGCUUGGGUUCUCCUGGCUCCAAGGGGGAAAAGGAUCUUUGCAUGGGGUAAUCCUGGAGGCCCAUCCCAGUGUUUGAGGGACAGCAUGUCCUUCAGUGUGCUGUCUCCAAGGAGGAAGGGGUUGGAGAUCCAUGUGGCAGCACAGCCACAAGGAUUAUUGAUGUGUUGGAAACCAUGAAAGCCCCUGAAAAUGGUCACAGAGGAAUUGGGACUUCUCCCAAAACCCAAGUGAAGUGCACCUGCACCAGCACCCACAGCAUGGUCACCAACAGGAGAAGGAUCUGGAAGCCACUGUGCUUCAGGAGAGCUGUGACACGGUGGUUGCCAGCAGAGAGUCAUUUGUGAUGACUCAAACAAAUGAAUUGCUGCAAUGGAUGGGGGUAACUUUCCAUGAUUUCCCAGCAGGCCUGGCUAACUGGGAGGUCCCAGUGACUGGAAGUGAGCAGAUGUGACACACACAGCUACAAGAAGGGCAGGAAGGAGGAUUUUGGGAACUAGAGGGCUGUCAGUCAGGUGACAGGAGCAGAUCACCCUGAGUGCCUUCACGCAGCACCAGCAGGGCAAUCAUGGGAUCUGGAGCAGCCAGUGUGAGUUUGUGACAUGCAGGUCCUGCCUGACCAGCCUGAUCUCCUCGUGUGACAAGGUGACCUGUUUUGGCAGGUGAAGGAGGGGCCCUGGGUGUGUCUCUGGACUUUGGCAAGGCCUUUGACACCACAUUCUCGUGGCAGGGGCUGAAGUCACCGUCCCUGGAGGGAUUUAAAAGCCGUGAGGAUGUGGCACUUGGGGACGUGGGUUAGUGAAGACCUUGGCAGUGCUGGGUUAGCCUUAGAGGGCUUUUCCAACCUCAACGAUUCCAUGAUUCUGUGAUUUUAUUAUCCCCUCAGAGGAUUAAUCCCACCACUAAUACAGCUUUUCACUCGCAAAGCGCUUUAGAGGAAGUUGUGCCAGGAGAGUGCUUGGAGAGAGAAACUGAAAGUGCUGAGCAGGAGGGAGCUGCCCUCCCGAUUCCUGCCUCUCCCAGCCUGUGCAGUGGGACUGAAUUUCCCAGCUUCUUGGUGUAUGGGAGUAUUUUGGGGAAAACACCAGAGCUCCGUGGCCGUGCAGCUUCCCAGGCAUUAAACCAGGGCAUUUCAGCUCUCCCGUUGGUCCUUGAACUCCAGGAGGAGCAGCCCGGCAGGUAAGAAAGUGCGUGCAGCCAAAUUAGAGCUGAGCUGAAGGGAUCAGAGUCUCCCACCCGACAGCUUCAACUACAACAAAUCCACCCGAGUGGAUCGAGGGGAUCGUGCCUCCCGCUGACCGGGGCUCUCGGAUUGUAGGGAUCGAGUUCAGCUUCUCUCCUUGCAGAGCUUUGUCCGAGCAGGCAAAUAUUCCCUCGGUGCUUUAGCGACUCCCAUUUUCCUAUUGUUCCCUGUAAAAACCCGUCGCCAGGCUGGGCUGGGCUUCCCCCGAGGCAAUUUCCUGGCUCUGCUCAAACCAAGCUGCGGGGUUGGGGUUUUUCUUUCACUUUUUAGUUGAGAGCUGUUGGAUUAGACCCCUUAGACCCGGUGUUAUCUCCCUUGUGAGAUAAAAGAUAAGGCUUGUGGUGGUGGUGGUGGCCAUCUGAAGUGGGAUGGGAUUGUGUGAUGUUGAGGGGUGGUUAAAUUGGGAUGAGCUGGCUGGAGCCUGUCUGGUGGUGCUGUUGUGGGUUGGGUGUCUGUCACCUGAGCCCUGCACCCCAGUCUUGCUUGGCAUUCACACCAACAGACUCUCCCCAUGUUUCUGAGCGUUGUUUGGGAGUAAAAGCAGGAAAAAAUGGAUCAUUUUCUCAACUGGGGCUUUGCUUGAGGGAUGCUGAGCUGUCAUGUGCUUCUGACUGUUCUUGGAGCUUCCUCCUUGUAGCCUCCUGUUCCUGAAGCAUCUUCCCCGUGCAGCUGCCAGUGAUGCAGCAGGAGGAGCAGGUCAGGGGGGUGAUGGGAAAGGCCUGGGAUGAGGGAUGGAGCUGCAGACAAGUCUGACAUCAGGUGGUUUAUUCCAGCCUUUGAUGCUAAAGCUGGGAGUGGGAGUCUUGCAGGGAGUUGGGACUGCAGUGGGGAUGGUGGGUAUUUGUGCCUAAAAACUAAAAAUUAUAUGGUCCUGUAGAAAAAUGGGCUGGAGAAAAGGGAUUCUGCUGCCAUCCUUUCAGGCACCUCCAAAAGGAGGGGUUUUAAAACAAGCUUAAUUGUGGUCUUGUUUAUACUUAGGUUGGAACUUGAGUCCUUUUAGGUUUCUUUUUUGGAUGGAAUUUAAAAGAGGGAAGAAGUAAACACUGACAAAAGUUUCGUUUCUUUCUUAGAAAACUUCUGUUUUCUAACAAAAGUUGUUUUUCCUCUCUAAAGGAUCCCCUGAGUCCUUUCUGUUUCCUUUAGGUUUAUCUCAGCUAUCGAUGUUCUGAGCUGGCACAUCCAACUUAGUAGCAAACUGCUUGAUAUCAAACCCCAGAUUGCACAUUGCCUGCUUCAUCUUCUAAGUUAAAUAAUUUAUUCUUCAAUAUUAUGAAUCACUCAUUGUGAGGGUAGCAGCAGAUCCCAGUCUGUUUCCAUGAGGGUGCCAUGUUAUAUUUUCUUUAUUAAAUCCUGAUCCUUACCACUGAGCUGUGUGGAUGAAGGCUGCUGUGUGGCUGGGGCACAACUUGUUUUGUUGCUCAGAUAUUUUUUUCUUAUUCUUAUUAUUAAAAUGAUGUUUUCCUAGGCCAAUGCAGAACAAAUCAGGUGAUUGGGAUGGAUUUAUUUUUUUUAGCUGAAGCAUCCAUUUCCAUAAGAGUUGGAGCCCAAAGAUGAGUUGUGAAGCCAUGGCAGGUUGUUUGCCCAGGAUGGGAUCCUGUCUUGGACAUUCUGUGGAUGGACUGAUCAGGCUUGCCUUGGAUACCCACAUCAUUCCAGACACUGGGAUGGAAAUCCCCCUUUUGCACCCCAAAACCAGCCCAGCUGCAGAUUUCUCUGGGAGCGCUCGCUGUGUGGCAGCCACCUCUGCGGGCUGCUCCCUGCUUUUGUUUACAUCUGGUAGAAAACUUCUUAAAUUUCCUGGCAAGGGAGUAAUUCUAAUCCCUUUCAAUGAGAUCAAGGGAUUAGUGUCUCAGAUGCUUAUAAAAUUGUGAGGAUUAGCCAAGCCUCCCCCCCCCAUUCUUUCUAUGCCACGUAACGUCACCGCCGUGUUUUCAAAGGGGAUCUCUGUGCUGUUACCAAGAGCUGAAGCAAUUUCUGGGAGCCUCUGCGCAUCCAGGCGUUUAAAAACCAUGUCUUCAUCCUCUCCCUUGCUCCCUCUGGAUUUUUGUGCAAUUUUUAGGGUGUUUUUCUCUUUUCUUCCAGCAUCCCUGGUACCAAAGCACGGUAGCUGUUCAAGCUGACACGUUGGGUUUGCGUGGCUUGGCUGCGUUGCGGCGCCCGUGCAGCCUACCCAUGAGCUCAGACUUCCAGCAUUACAGUUUCAGGAUGCCGAACAUCGGGUUCCAGAACCUUCCUCUCAACAUAUACAUCGUGGUUUUCGGCACAGCCAUCUUCGUCUUCAUCCUCAGCUUGCUCUUCUGCUGCUACUUGAUCAGGCUCAGGCAUCAGGCACACAAAGAGCUUUACGCCUACAAACAGGUCAUACUCAAGGAGAAGGUGAAGGAGCUGAACCUCCAUGAGAUCUGUGCCGUGUGCCUGGAGGAGUUCAAGCCCAAGGACGAGCUGGGGAUCUGUCCCUGCAAACAUGCCUUCCACAGGAA
Molecule: messenger RNA, 4381 nt
Organism: Zonotrichia albicollis (white-throated sparrow)
Lineage: Eukaryota; Metazoa; Chordata; Aves; Passeriformes; Passerellidae
Source: RefSeq, a predicted model, not a curated record